Messenger RNA from Cucurbitaria berberidis CBS 394.84, 963 nucleotides. RefSeq lists its product as uncharacterized. Lineage: Eukaryota; Fungi; Ascomycota; Dothideomycetes; Pleosporales; Cucurbitariaceae. The record is from RefSeq and is a predicted model, not a curated record. Bases 148 to 843 code for a protein of 231 amino acids. The transcript has a single exon.
CCUCAGCUUUAAGAAUCUUUCAUUAUCUCAACUCUAGUCGUUCAAAGCACCGACAGCCGCCACUCAAGAGAGCGUGCGCCUUCUCUCACUCGCUCUUUCCACCUCCACAUCCAAUCCCACUGCAUCAACUUCUCAGUUAUCACUACCAUGACCGACAAGAACCGCGCAAUAUUUGACGAGACUCUCAGCGAUGUAGAAUCUCUCUUGGAGCUAUACAAGCGCAAGGCCAGAUUUGUUGCCGAUCCAGCGCUGAUGCCUGACGUGCUGAGCCGCGGCCUCGCAUCCUUCAACGCCGCCAUCGACACUGACGCACCAAGAGCCAUCGCCGAGGGGCAACCAGCCGUAUCCAUUCUCAAAAACGUUCUACAAGCCAUUGGUUCAUUGUAUUUUGAGAAUGGAAAGAGGGUCGCGGAUGCUGCGCCGCCACUCAUCAAGCGCGAAAGCGCCUCCGAUCCGCAGACAAAAACCCCGGAUAGUAGGGAUGAGCUGCUGGACAAGGACAUUGUAACAGCGGUUGUGCAUGAAGAGGCCCUUGGAAGUACAGAGCUGGAUGAGACGGAGGUCAUAACCAGCAGGCUCGACAGUGCGAUCGCUGCGAGGAAGAGGAGAAAACUGCUUACCCAUGGCGGGCGCGAAAAGGCCAUGAAGUCCUCUGAACCCCCCGAACGCGAUUCUACCAGCACGCUGCAGGACGCGGACAAAUUGGGCUAUAUGUCUCCCCAGGACAACACGCUACACUUCACCGCACCGCACGCAAGUCCUCCAACAAGCGAUCAGCAGCCAUCGCCAACGCGGCGGUCGGUACGUACUUACUCUUCCGCACACUCUCCGCACCGUCGCUAACAUACCAUACAUAGGUCGAAGGCACGGGCAAUAAACAAGCGCACAACACGCAAACCUGUACAAAGCCCGUACCGCGAAAAGACGCUCGCAAAAGCCUCAUAGUGAUACUCAAAGUCCCAA